Messenger RNA from Cercospora beticola, 2723 nucleotides. RefSeq lists its product as uncharacterized. NCBI's taxonomy places the organism in Eukaryota, Fungi, Ascomycota, Dothideomycetes, Mycosphaerellales, Mycosphaerellaceae. The record is from RefSeq and is a predicted model, not a curated record. Gene Ontology annotation, cellular component: Golgi apparatus; endoplasmic reticulum.
CUUCGUCCUCUUCGAACAGCUGGCUUUGAUCAACACCAAUGCGCCAUGAGCGGCCAGCAGCAGCAGAAGAAGGGCUGGGGAUCGCUGCUGGCGGGCACGCUCUCGUCGCUCGAAUCGCGUCUUGACAACAUCCUCAUCGACGACGAGACGGCCCAAGCAGCUGCGCAAGCCCGUGCUCAAGGAAAGACCAAUCCUACUGCCGCCGCGACCUCAUCCACCACUACCACAAGACUGCGCAGCAAUUCGAUUAAGCUCGCUCCCAAUGGCUCCGCUGCAGCUUCGAGAGACGCUUCAAGGACGAGAGUCAAUGAUCGCCUGGCAGAGAAAUUGGCCAGAGCGACGGCACAGAAGUCGUCCAGGCCAUCCACACCCGCGGUUGACGAAGAUGGGCGUGCGAGCGUGGAUUCGAAGCGCGCAGACGACGCGGCUGUGCCUGUGCCAGAGAUAGCGAUUCAAACAGAGGAGCAGGCGGAUUCGAAGGUGGAUCAGAGUGCCGACAAGCAGAACGAGGUCAAUGGAACGACUACGGACGAAGGCGGUAUAGAAGCAACUGCAGAACCAGCAACUUUGAUAAGUUCCGACCUACCUAUCAAUCCUGCUCGCCAGUCGACAGAGGGAUCUAGGGCUUCAGUGGAUGAUGGCUCCUCGAGGGCUUCUUUGGAAGUCGCAAACGGAGUACAUACGCCGAGCGGACGCACGGAUGGAUCACAGGCCCAGGACCAGUCCGAUAUCCACGCAUUUAUGGAACGGAUCGAUGCUCUCCAGGCAAAACUGACCUAUCUGGCAAAGGAGACGGUGGCAGCGGCUAAGAAAGCCAAUGCGUCCACCGACAGUUCUAGCUUGAAGAAGCAAUUGGCCACCAAAGACGAGAAGAUUGCACUACUUAUGGAUGAAGGCGAGAAGCUGAGCAAGAAAGAGCUGAAGCACCUCCAAACUAUCAAGAAACUGCGUUCGAAGACAGAGGAAGCUGAUAAGACUUCCGCUGAUCUGAAGAAGAGGCUUGAACGGGCAGAAAAGUCCGAGAUGGAACUGCAGGCGAAACUGAAGAGGGCAGAGGCAGCUGAACGCCAAGCGAACGACAAGAUGAAGCAAAUAGCAACCAUUGAUAAACAGGUCGAGGAACUGCGGACUGAUCGCGAAAAUGCUGCCGAGCUGAUACGCAACCUUACCACGCAGCUGAAGGAGGCCAACGAAAGGGCAACUCGGGCUGAGAAGAACGCAGCAAACAAGGCCUCCGAAGCCGACAAGGGAACAAUAGCACAUCUGCAGAACGAGCUGGAGGAUGCACAGAUUGAAAAGAAGCUAGCGGAGGACCGAGCCGCAUCUGAGAUGCGCAAAAUUCGCGAGGAAGCUGAGCGACAGAAGGAGAAGUUUGGUGUACGGGAGCUCGAAUUCAAAAGUGAGAUCUCGAACCUCGAAUCACGACUGGAGGCGAUGCGUGCGCGGGCAGAGGAGGCCAGUGCCACUCCAGGAGCUGGCGAUGGCGAGAGCAAUAUCAAGUUGAUCAGACAGGUCGAGACGCUACAGCAACAGUACGCGCUUGCUAAAGGGAACUGGGAGACGAUAGAAGGCUCUCUUAAUGCCAGGGUAGCUGCUCUUGAGCGGGAAAAGGACGAGGCCACGAAGCGAGAGGUCGAAGUUCGUAAAAAGGCGCGAGAAGCAGGAGCCAAGUCAAGGAAGGCUGAAGAGGAGCUCGAGAGUGCUACGGAUCGAGUCAAGAGCCUUGUCCAGGAGCUCGAAGUCCAACAACAACGCCUCAGCACGCUGCAGCAAAAGUUGGAUCAAGCUGAAACUUCACAAUCAGACGCGAAGGCAGAUACGGAGCGUCAGCGCAAACAGCUUGAAGCCGAGUUCGCCAACCGGUUGGAAGAAGAAAAGCACAGAUUGCGACGCGAACUGCAAACCUCUCCCCAUCUGGGUUCUCUACAGUCGCCGACAACCUCGAGCUCUCGCAAAGCCCCAUUCGCUGAACUUCCGAACAUUCGCGGCAAGGGGCUACAACGACUCACAUCUCACGAUCUAUCCGCAUUACACACCGACCACCAACGUCCAACAAGCGCUCAUCGCCGCCCAUCUGCCCUGCCGAGCUCGACAACAACUUCCGCACGCGGUGGUCUGGGCACCCCAACCGACGCGUCCCCCUCGAUCAGCAGACGGGAGUCCAUGCUUUCGCUGCAGCCUGGAGACAUCCCACCCACCCCUUCCAUCGAAAUCCCAGAUCGUCUCAGCGAGGGUGGCAGUUCCUCGCCUCAGCGAACUAUCGCGGACCUCGUUUCAAAUUCUACAGCAGGACCUGGCGCUGGUCCAUCUGUGCAACUUGUCGAGCGCAUGAGCUCUCUUGUUCGCAAAUUGGAGUCAGAGAAGGCUAGCUUCAAGGAUGAGCUGUCGCGAUUGCAACAACAACGCGAUUCUGCGAGGGAUGAAGUUGUGGAGUUGAUGCGUGAGGUGGAGAGUAAGCGGAGCAGUGAGGUGAAGAUGACGGAGAUGAGUAGUGAGUUGGAUGGUUUGAAGAAGAGGUAUGAGGCUUCUCUUGAGAUGCUUGGGGAGCGAGAGGAGGAGGUUGAGGAGUUGAGAGCGGAUGUUGUUGAGUUGAAACGGAUUUACAAGGAGCUUGUAGAGACGAAGGUAGCGAGGUGAAGUUGAUGUUCAUGAGCAUCAGGUUUUUCGAAUACUACAAUGCAUUCCGAGCUUUUACUCGCCACGAUUGAAUCAGUGCUGAUUUC